Bactrocera tryoni is the source of this 7750-nucleotide messenger RNA. RefSeq names its product RIMS-binding protein 2 (gene Rbp). Gene Ontology annotation, molecular function: protein binding. NCBI's taxonomy places the organism in Eukaryota, Metazoa, Arthropoda, Insecta, Diptera, Tephritidae. Gene Ontology annotation, biological process: neuromuscular synaptic transmission. The coding region runs from base 1694 to 6991 and encodes 1765 amino acids. The record is from RefSeq and is a predicted model, not a curated record. The transcript is spliced from 22 exons.
AGUCGAUUUUAGCUACUCGUUGCUGAAAGCCAAAACCAAAAUCAACUCGACCGUUACGUACGAAGCACGAAAAUCGAAAACCACCACUACCAAGCGACCGAGGAUGAUGACCCACUUUUCGGAAUUUUCGCAUUAAGAAAUAGCAAUCUUGAUGUUAGGUUCAGAAAGAGUUUAGCGUUAAAACAAAAGUGUAAAUAUUUGUGUACAUAUAGAAAAGUGAAGCUUUAUAAUUAAUAUCAGUUUAAUAAGCUAACAUAAAAAAUAAAAGCAAAUGAAGCGGAGGUGAAACGACAGAAGAUGCAGUAGAGGAAUACACAUUGGAAAAUCCGCAGGCAGAAAAAUUCGCUCUAUACUAUAAAGUCACCCCUGAACUCCGCAAUCCAGCGCAGCAGUAGGCGUAACAGCAAAAGAUGUGGAGCGUCAAUGGAGCACCAGCGGAGCGCUAGCAGAGGCUAUACAGAAAACUGCUGGCACGAAGUUGUAUAAAAAUCGGUCACAAUGUUGCUGCUUUCAUGGUUGCGCGAGUGAAAAUGUGCUAAAAAUGUGCUUUCUGCGAAAUAUUGAAUGAAAUGGGCUAGAAGUGUAAAAAAUUAUGUAGUUAGAAAGAAAAGUAUAGCAAUUGCGUAAAUGUAUAAUCUUUUAUUUUGAAAAUAAGUAUCCGGCGAUUUGUUGACGAUUAACGUGGAAGAAUAGAAACAUGAGUUAUAGCUCUGAAUGAAUAAAUACAUAUAUACGUAUUUAAAGAAGGUGUGAAAAUUGUAAAACAUAUAAUACAUACAUAUAUCUACAUAUAUAUGUAUGUAUCUGUAUUUAUACCCAUUGAAAUGCAUUUAUGAAAAAUAUCUAUAUUCCUCCGAAAUGCAAAUGUAAACGAGUAAUCAGCACCAUACAAAUCCACGGAGUAUAAUAAAAUAGCGAAAAAAUUACAUACAUACAUAUGUACGUACAUAUGUUCUAAUUUGGGGCACCACUCAUUCGUGCAUAAUUAUAAUAAAGGAACAAAUAAUAAUAAUAAUAGCAAUACACAUACAUAAUCAAAAUACAUAUAAAAAUAUUAUUGAAUUUACGAAGUAGUUAAAAUAUCACUAAUAAAAAGGCAACUUGCAAAUAAACGUGCAACUAUGUUAGGAGUGGGUGCGAAGGAGGGUUAAACUUUCCAACGCCGAAAAAUCAUAUCGACACGCUAACGUGCAGGAAGUGGAAGUGAAGGGUCAGCAGGUGGCACAUUUUAAAGAGGGACAAAUACACACACAUAUACAUCCACGCAAACGAGAGCGCAAGGAGCCGUGCAGCUGGAUGAUAAGCACGUAAGAGACGGUAAAGGCGUUCUACUUGAUUGCGUUGACGUUCGCACGCUCACACACGCCAACACGCUCGCAGGCACAUUUUAUCAUUGCAAGCGCUCGUACACCAUCGGCUUCGCCUUUAUAGUACUGGUUCAUUGCCUGUCGGUUGACUGGCGAAAUUUAUUGUUGCUUGUUAAAGCAAAUCGCAUAAAUGAUUUCAUACGACCAGCAACGGAUGAAGCAACAACAAAAACAUCAACCGAAUUUACGGACACAGCAAGAAGGUAACAAAAUCACGGAGAACGUCAAAAUCACCAAGAACAAAAGGACCAGCAAUAACAACCACAACAUAUAUAACUGAAGCAAAGCAAAACGUAACAACGGCAAAGUCGUAAAAAUUCGCUAAAAUGCCGUACGAGUCCAUGCACCAUCAUCAGUCAUCAGCGCCCAACGGCAUGUUGGACUCAUUGAGUUUGCAGCUCCGCGAUGCGGAGAUGCGCCGCACUGAAAUUGAGCGCGCACACCAGGAAACGUUGGCACAAAUACGCAAUAUGUCGAGCAGCAGUCGCCCGGACACAGAAGCUGUAGAGAAUCUGCAAUCGCGCGCGCGUGAACUUGAGAAAAAAGUCGCUUUGGAAAAUGUACGCUGCGAGGAAUUGCAAAUUGAAUUAACGUCCGCAUUGAAGGCGAAGGCUGCGCGUUCAGGCGGUAGCGACCGAGGCAACUAUGGCGGCAUUUCAGCAUCAAGCGCAAAUGCUUCUUCAGCGGCCGCCAUAUCGGGCACAAGUUCCACUGUCACGUGGGCACCGACAAUCAGUCAUCAGGACCAAGGCUCUGAAAUUGAUAUAAUUAUGGCGAAAAUUGAACAGGAUAAUCGCGUAUUGGCCGAGCUGGAGCAGCCCCGUACAUCGGCCAAGGGCAUGUCUUCGAUGCCAACAAGUUCCAUAUUGAAUAACACUAAUAGCGAAUUUCAAACCAUAUCAAAAAACGAAUUAGAAGAAGAGUUGAACCGUUAUAAGCGAGCAGUGUUGGGCGGCACAAGCGGCACCGCCGUCGGUAGUUCGGCGCUCACCAGCAGCUAUGGUACCGCAGCCACCACCGGCGCUGGUGGCCUACCAUCAUCGCUUACCUCCACACUGCCGAAUGGCGCUAGCGCCAUGUCAGCCGCAUUAGUUGGUAGUGGAGGCAGCGGCGGUGUUGGUGUUGGCGUUAGUGCAGGUGGUGGCAGCAGUGUCGGCAGUGGGGGUGGUAGUGGCGGCAGUGGUCCAGGCGGUGGCGGCGGCGGCGGUGGUGUUAUGGGCCUCUCAUCUAUAUCAGCGCUGGUGCCCAACUCCAUUGGCGGUAUAUCGUCGAGUUUGAGCAGUCAUGCCAUACAAUCGAUGAAUACGGCCGCGUCCGCCUAUGGCGCUGGUCCCACGUCCGUUGAGAAACUGCUAAGCGGAACAAGUGGAAUCGCUGGCGGCAUUCCACCAUUGCCGGUAAAUAUUCAUACGAUGAAGUCUAUGCCAUCAGCAUUAAGUCAGCGUGGCACAAUACAACUGUAUAAUUUGCAGAGCACAACCAUGCCCAUCUUGUCGUUGAACGCGCAUAACAUACCGACCGGUACGAGCAGUUACUCGGCACUGGGGCUAAGUGGUGCCGGCACUGUUGGAGUGCCGUCGCUGGGCUCGUCGCUGACACACCCCGCCUUGGGUAAUAUGCUCGAUACGAGUACCCUGCUCGGCACUACUGGUUUGUCGGGUUUGAGCGGAGUGGGGGGCGCUUCUUCGUUGUAUGGAUUGGGCGCUGGCCCCGGCAUUGGUGGUUUGAGUGGAAUUACCAGUGGUCUACCUAAUUCUUAUGUCCCACCCUUCAUUGACGUGGGCUCGAGCACCUCAUAUCCCUACUCGUCGGCUGCAUUGCGUACUGCUACAAAAAUGAAAAUGCUCGAUGAGAUUGAUAUACCGUUGACACGUUAUGGAAAUCGCAGCUCGCCGUGCUCACCGAUACCGCCCAGCACGUGGGGACUCGAUGAGUUCACUGAUGGUUUGAGUGCUUCAAUGUUACAUAAUCGUGGCAAUUUGGCGUUGGGGGCAUUGGAUUUGGAAACGCGAAAUCAUAAUUUAAAUGGCGUUAGUGAACCACAAGUAGACAUGUUGGACAUACCGGGCAAGGGACGGUGCUGCGUCUUCAUAGCGCGUUUUCCAUACGAUCCACCAGAGGAAGCUGAAGGUGAAUUAUCGCUUUGCGCUGGUGAUUAUUUACUCGUUUGGACGAGCGGCGAACCACAAGGCGGCUAUUUAGAUGCCGAAUUGCUAGAUGGUCGGCGAGGUCUAGUACCUGCCUCGUUUGUGCAACGUUUGAUUGGUGAUGAUCUUUUGGAAUUCCAUCAAGCAGUACUGUCGACUUUGCGUGACGCCGAGGAUGGCUCUAUGCAAUGUGACACUACUUCGUUGCCCUCGCUGCCACCUCACAACCCUUUGCUCACACACACCCAGGAGGACUUGGCACGCUUGAGUGAGACGCACACAGAUUUGGAACACGAUCAAGAUGACAUAAGUGAUAAUGUUCCAGCACCGAAGCACUUAACGUUGGAGCGCCAGCUAAAUAAAAGUGUGCUUAUCGGUUGGUCACCACCAGAACCAGUAGGCUAUAAUCUCAUUGACAGCUAUCAUGUCUAUGUGGACGGCGUCCUGAAAGUAACGGUAAAGGCCAAUGAGCGGACACGAGCGCUUAUAGAGGGCGUAGACUCAAACAGGCCACAUCGUAUCAGCGUGCGUAGUGUUACACAGAAUCGACAGACAUCACGCGAUGCAGCAUGUACAAUGAUUAUUGGACGCGACACCUCGCAUUUAGGGCCUUCAGCGGUGCGAGCUUCGCACAUUACGUGUUCAUCGGCGGUCAUAUCAUGGUUACCGGCCAACUCAAAUCAUCAGCAUGUGGUGUGUGUGAAUAAUGUAGAAGUGCGUACGGUCAAACCGGGUGUCUAUCGUCACACCAUUACCGGGCUGGCCCCGAGCACACAAUAUCGAGUCACAGUGCGGGCUAAACACUUGCGAGCAGCGGGUGGUCAACCUACACCAGGACGUCCGCAGGAGGAAGCACCGGGUGCGUAUGCUGAUUUCCGUACGUUGACUAAGGGCUUGCCCGACCCGCCACAGGAUAUCCAACUUGAGGCUGGUCCUCAAGAUGGUACCAUUUUGGUGACAUGGCAGCCGGUUAACCGGCCAACAUCUUCUGGCCCCGUAACCGGCUAUGCUGUGUACGCCGAUGGUAAGAAGGUAACAGACAUUAACUCACCAACUGGGGAUCAUGCGCUCAUCGAUAUCGGCAAACUGGGCGUAUUUAAUCCACGUGCGGUCACCAUACGCACCAAAUCGCGAGACGCACAAUCAGCCGAUAGCGCACCCAUACUAAUACCAAAUACUGUGCGCAGUGCAGUAGGUCGUCGAGGGCCUCAACAAAUGGGCAUGGGUCCGCAACAAAUGCAACCCGGCACCCAUGGCAUGCCCGGUCAAAUGAACAUGCCCGGCCAACCGCUUCAGCAGCAGCAACAUAUGAUGGGCCAAGAUCCGAAUCAAUAUGACCCAAAUCAACAAAUGCAACACGGACAACAACAACAAACCGGACAACAACAAGGGCAGCCAGGACAACAGCCUGACGGAAGCCAUGGCUUAUUAGGUGGGCUGCUCGGUGGCCUCUUCUCAAAACCCACUACUCAGAGUCAAGUGAAUCAGAAUGUCAAUGGCUAUCAGCCGGGCACGGGGCAGCGGCCCAUGAUGCAGGGGCGACCACCUGGUCCGCAGAUGAUGGGUGGACAACAACCUGGUCAGCAGCCUUAUGGUCCACAGGGGCAAAUGGGUGCACAACAACGUUUCCCCGGCCAACGUGGUCCCGCUCCGGGGCAGAUGCAAGGACAAAUGCCUGGUCAAUUGCAGGGGCAGAUGCAAGGUCAAGGCCAAAUGCCUGGGCAAAUGCAGGGUCAAAUAGCCGGCCAGAUGCAGGGUCAAAUGCCCAUACAAAUGCAAGGUCAAAUGGCCGGACAAAUGCAAGGUGCUAUGGGUCCUCGAGGCCCACUAAAUCCACAACAACAAAUGCAGCAACAGCAACAGCAACAUCAGCAGCAGCAACAACAGCAACAACAGCAGGGACAAAUGGGUAUGGGCCCUGGACAACAACCAUUAAAUCAACAACAACAACAAUUGGCGGCACAAAAGAAACCACGUUAUUUCGUCGCUAUGUUCGACUAUGACCCAAGCACAAUGAGUCCAAAUCCAGAUGGAUGCGACGAAGAACUGCCAUUCCAAGAAGGUGACACAAUCAAGGUUUAUGGCGACAAAGACGCCGAUGGCUUUUAUUGGGGUGAACUUCGCGGGCGUCGUGGCUACGUACCGCACAAUAUGGUAACGGAAGUGGAUGAUGGUACCGGUGGUAUGGGCCCAAUGCCGGGCGGACCUCCGCAGCCUGGUGGUCCGGGUCAAGUUAUGCCCGGACAGGGUGGGCCCCAACAAAGUAUGCGUAAUGUAAGUCGGGACCGUUGGGGUGAUAUCUAUGCAAACAUGCCGGUGAAACGUAUGAUCGCGCUGUAUGAUUAUGAUCCGCAAGAGCUGAGUCCGAAUGUGGACGCGGAACAAGUGGAAUUGAGCUUCAAAACGGGUGAGGUAAUACUCGUUUAUGGUGAUAUGGAUGAAGAUGGUUUCUAUAUGGGUGAACUGGACGGUAUACGUGGUCUUGUGCCGUCAAAUUUCCUCGCCGAAGCACCCGAUCAGUACAACAAUCAAAUGGGACCAGCAGGACGUGGUGGCCUAAGUCAACGGGGUAGAGGACAAGGCCCCGGCGCCAGAGGGCCUCCGCCACCGCCCAGAGAUAACAUGAUGCCCGGCAUGACUGGGCAACGCGGUUCCAUAGGCAAAAUUGAAGAUGCUCGCCCUGCUUCCCCUACACUGUUAGACAACACGGGCCUCCCUGCCCCCGAUCACCAAACGCAGGGGAUGAUCGGUCGCGGUGGUAAUGUUGGUAUGCAACAACAACUUCAACAACAACAACCAUAUGGUCAGCAACAGGCACAGCAGCAGCAACAACAAAUGGGUAUGGGUCAAAUGGGGCAACAACAGCAGGGCAUGAUGGGGCAACAGCAACAACAGCCGAUGGGUGGACAAAUGGGCCAAAUGAACGCUAUGGGUCAGAUGGGGCAGAUGACGCCACAACAGCAACAGCAACAGCAGCAGCAGCAGCAACAACAACAACAGCAGCAACAGCAACAACAAAUGGGUAUGGGCGGGCAGAUGGGACAAAUGGGCCAAAUGGGUGCGAUGGGGCAACAACAGCAGCCCGGCAUGAUGGGCGGCCAACAACAAAUGGGCAUGGGCGGUAUGGCGGGGCAACAACAACAGCAGCCGCCCGUAACGACGCAGUCAUCUGGUGGUCUAUUCUCCGGUGCUACAAGCCUACUCUCAGGUGCUACUUCGGCUGCCACCGGUGGUCUAUUUGGUUCGAAACAACCACCGAAACAAGAUCCAAUGCAACCACCAGUCGGUGCGCAGCCAAUGCAGCCAGGCCAACAACAGCCACCGCCGCAAGGACAACAGCCUCCGCCACAGGGUCAGGGACCAGGGGCGGGGCUGUUGGGCGGACUAAAAGGUAUUGCAGCGGCGGCGCCCGGUGGGGAUGUGCUUUCAAAAGGCAAAGAUCUCUUCGGAAAAUUCGGAUUCGGCUUUGGCAAAUAACCCCGGUCAUUUUGUAGGACAUUUCUAUUUAUAUUGUAUCUAAAUUUGUAUUUAUUAUUAACUAAAAGGCGCAUACAACAAAAAUCACUACUAUUAUUAUCGCUUAAACAAAUAAAUAGUAAUUACAAAAAUAAUGAAUAUUAUAAAUAUGAUUAUGAUUGUAAAUCAUACAAAGCAAUUGAUUGCAAUGGUGAUUAUGAAAAACUAACGGUACUAGUAUUUUUUAUCACAUAAUAUAGUACAUACAUAAAUUGACAAAAAUAUGCAAAGCGACAAAAAACUGAUAGUAAUAUUUAAUACAAUUAAUCUUUGUGUUUUUCCCCCUUUUUCGCGGGCGAAAAAACAAAGCCAUAUUUUACACACAUACGUACGUAAAAUAUGUGUAUAUACCGAGCGGUUAAAAGAUGGCCAUGCCAUGGUGUCUUUUGGCACAGAGGCACAAAUAGUUGGUGGGGUCGCCGCCGUAUCGAAAAUGAGAGAAAAUGGCGAUGGAAGAAGAUCUUGCGCGCUUGAAGCGAAAGCGUAUAAAUAAAAUAUGCAGACAUCAACCCAAACACUGUGAGACAAAAGCUAGUAAAAUUUAAGUACACCAAGUUACACGGAAACACACUUGAAUGCCCAAAUCGAUCACAUACACAUAUACAAACCAAAGAGAAAUGUUGAAAAUACCACUUAUAGCUAAGUCAAAAAUGCAAUAAUAUUCAACAAGAAAAACUAAAAAAAUCACCUUGAAUGGCGUUUAUUAAAAUUUAUAAGAAA